CCAUCGACGGUCAGAAGCCAACCAUUAUGCAGCAUGACGUAUUGACCUGCGACGAGGGGUAAACCUAAUUUCCGAAGAAGCACAUCUGUCGCCAACAUGAAUUUAGCUUUAAUAGCACUAACGAUGACUUUACACGCGCUGUCACGCUGUUUUGUCAAGACAGGAGCAUAUCACUCCCAUACACAACCCAGUUUCAAAGAAAAGUAUUUUACCCAGACCCUCGACCAUUUCAACUUUAAUUCCAUGGGGAAUGGAACAUUCCUUCAGCGAUACCUGAUCACUGAUAAAUACUGGAAAAUUGGAUAUGGUCCAAUUUUUUUCUACACUGGCAAUGAAGGGGACAUUUGGGAAUUUGCCCUUAACUCUGGAUUUCUUACCGAAUUGGCUGCUCAACAGGAAGCCUUGGUCAUAUUUGCUGAACAUAGAUACUAUGGCAAGUCUCUUCCUUUUGGCAAUGACUCUUUCAGCAUACCUCAGAUUGGCCUGUUGACAGUGGAACAGGCAAUCGCAGAUUAUGCCGUCAUGAUCAGUGUGUUGAAACGUCAGAUGGGAGCCACAGAUUGCCCUGUCAUUGUUUUUGGUGGAAGUUAUGGCGGAAUGCUGUCAGUCUAUAUGAGAAUAAAAUAUCCAAAUCUCGUGGCUGGAGCUCUUGCUGCUAGUGCUCCCAUCCUUUCAACCGCUGGGCUUGGUGACCCUGGGCAGUUUUUUCGGGAUGUCACUGCUGAUUUUGAGAAGUAUUCUACAGAAUGCAGUUAUGCUGUGAGAGGAGCUUUUCAUCAGCUGAAAGAAUUAGGUGAACUGCAAGAGUACAGUACAAUUCAGAACGCGUUCAAACUGUGUAAGCGUCCAUCAUCUGCUCAGGACAUCCACCAGCUAAAUGGUUUGCUGAGGAACGCAUUCACGCUAAUGGCCAUGUUAGAUUAUCCAUACAGCACUCAAUUUAUGGGCAGUUUGCCUGCCAAUCCUGUGAAGGUUGGUUGUGAAACCAUGCUCCGUGGAUCAGACCUGCUUGCUAAUUUGAGAGAUACGGCAGCAAUUGUGUACAACUCAACUGGUUUACUGACUUGUUUGGAUGCUUACACUCUGUAUGUGGAGUGUGCUGAUCCCACUGGCUGUGGACUAGGUUUUGACAGCAUGGCCUGGGAUUAUCAGGCAUGUACAGAAAUAAAUCUCUGUUAUGAGAGCAACAAUGUCACAGACAUGUUUCCAACAAUGACUUUCACUGAGACAGAACGCCUACAAUACUGUUCUAAACGCUGGGGUGUUGUUCCACGACCAGACUGGCUAAAAAUUCAGUUCUGGGGAGAUGCCCUUUCUGGAGCCAGCAACAUUAUUUUCUCCAAUGGUGAUCUGGACCCAUGGGCAAAUGGAGGGGUACGCAAGUCUUUGAGUUCAUCAUUAAUAGCGAUCAAUAUUGCUGGAGGAGCCCAUCAUCUAGAUUUAAGAGGAUCCAACGAGGCUGAUCCAGCAUCAGUAAUCAAAGCCAGGAUCGCUGAAGCAACCCUCAUCAAACAAUGGGUGGAGGAGGAGAGGACGAAAAUACAACAGUUGCCUUGAUAAUGCUAAGGUUUUGCUGCAUUGGAGACAUUUCUUACAUCAAUUUAUAUUUUCUGUUGAAAAAUUUACUGUUUAUAAUUUAUAUGCAGCGCCCUUUCAUAAAACAAAGCCAUGUACUAUUGCUGUGAAAAAGCAAGGGGAAUCAAACUUUUUUUCACGGUGAAAGAAGUAUUACUGUUUGCUAGAUUUGGUUAAUUGUAUAUACAAAGGUAACCAUAUAACUCAAUAUUAUGUGGGUCUUGGAAAAUCAGUCGAAAUGUUCUAAAAUUGCUAUUGUUCUGAAAAGAUGUAGGAGUGAAUGAUUUAAUUACCAGCAGAUUGUAUUGGAUUAUCUCCCACAAAUUAUUGACUAAUCAUAAAUUAUGAAAAUGGCUUGUUCUCUAUGAUGAUGCGAUGUUUAUAGAUCAAUGUCUUAUUCUUAUCCUGAAAAGUGAUGGUUUGGGAGACAAGCAGAAAAUUCUUAUACUGAAAAGUGAUUGUUUGGGAGAUACUGUACAAUGUUUCUGCGCGAUGCCAACUUCAUGUGAAUGUCAUUUUAUUUGACUUUACACAGAGUCAUAAUAAUAAAAUCUCUUAUCUUGCAACCUUUCAGAUUCAGGAAGACACUAAGAACUUUUUUUUUUUUUAAAGUUUUUCUCCAAAUGUUUGUUUCCUCUGUCCUCAAUAUACUCACAAGCUGGUUUAUUCUUUAUUUAAAGGGAUCCACGGAUAGAAAGACUUAUAGUUCUUAAAAGAUAAACGUUGUUAUGAGUUAAAAUAAUUUGAUGUUAAGACCCCUCUUGAUAUUCUUGUUUUUAUACAAUUUGUAAAAUUAGUUUAGCGAGUAGGUCGCCAUUGUUGAUGACGUUGCAGGGCGGUGACGUCACAUAGUUACGCUGCUGGGCUUCCAGAGUGUAUCUUAUGUUAUCUGUUCAACCCUUUCAAUUUGAACUAGAGAGGAACAUUAAUGAGCAUGACAGCGCUGUUGAUAUUUUAUAAAACGAAAAGCAAAAGCAAAAUGAAAAGGAAAGACGGGAUGAGACGAGAGUAGGGGGGUUCUGCCAAAAUGUACUACACUGGGGAAACGUACCCAAGGUACUACCGUGCGCUUUCAGCUUGUUUUGUUUAGAUGCAUACAGACGGAACAUACUAAAGAUGCCUUAGAAAAUACUUAAACCUAUUAAGAUCAAAUAAGGGUGGUUUAAACAUGCUACAGUACGUGACUAAUGUGGUCAACAGAUCAACAAUCUGCUUUAAAGCUACCGCAGAAAACACAAUGCUUAAAAUUAUGAGAGGGAAACAUGCAAAAAAUUUUGAGGCAAUGAAAAGGUAAUAAAAGAU
Molecule: messenger RNA, 2877 nt
Organism: Corythoichthys intestinalis (scribbled pipefish)
Lineage: Eukaryota; Metazoa; Chordata; Actinopteri; Syngnathiformes; Syngnathidae
Gene: dpp7
Product: dipeptidyl-peptidase 7
Exons: 13
Coding region: 97-1557 (486 amino acids)
Biological process (GO): proteolysis
Cellular component (GO): vesicle
Molecular function (GO): dipeptidyl-peptidase activity; serine-type exopeptidase activity
Source: RefSeq, a predicted model, not a curated record